AUGGCCGAACCUAUAGGUCGUUACAACCCGUUGAAAGCUCGACCGAUCGAAGAGAGUCAGGAUACAGGCCCAGUCCUGGAGAGACGAAUUGGCCGCUACAACCCGUUGAAAACUCGACCAGUCGAAGCCAAUACAGGUCCAGUUCUGCAAAAACGUGGUGGCUGGGACCUGAUCUGUGGUGCGGAUCACACAUACCAGUGCAAAGACGAGACCUGGGUUUGUAGUGACAACGGCGAUCCACAUCCAACGACAUGGUAUGACUCCGAGGGCAUCUGUGCGACUACGUGCACAUGUGACUGGAUUAUCAUUCAUGUUAUUGAAAGGAGUGAGUCUAACGUCGAGGCUUCCGACUGGAAGAGGAGCGAGAAUGUGAAGCAGCACACGUAA
This is a messenger RNA of Cyphellophora attinorum, 387 nucleotides long. RefSeq lists its product as uncharacterized. The transcript has a single exon. The record is from RefSeq and is a predicted model, not a curated record. Lineage: Eukaryota; Fungi; Ascomycota; Eurotiomycetes; Chaetothyriales; Cyphellophoraceae. Bases 1 to 387 code for a protein of 128 amino acids.